AACAAUCUUUCAUAUCAGUUCAUACGAGACAAUGGGACUUGACUCCGAUAAUCGAGCUGCCAAUUGUGACCAUCUCAAAGCAGCACACGCCAAACUCACAUCACUGCUGGAGACCUGUAAACGAGUGAUGGAAGAGGACAGGAAAUGUAAGAACGUGUCCGCGCGAGAGCAACUUCGACACAUUGGCCACUUCGUCCGAGCACUGGAUUCAUCGUUGUACUCAUCCGAUAUAAAUGAGCUCUUCAUAUACUGUGACUACUUUGAUGAAGAGUUCAAGUCGCAAGUGAUGGAAACCAAGGUUCAUCUGCACGAGGAGAUUCAACAAAUCAAUCAGCUUAUCGACGAACUGCAUGAAAAUAUAAUGGAGGAGCGGAAGCGGGUCGGCACAUUGCUGAGGGAAAUCUCCGAACUGAAAGCAUCACGAAGGCAACAUCGUACACGAACACGAAAUCAAGUUCCUGUAUACGCCUGUAAAGAGCAACCCGGUCCAUCAGGCUGUUCUUAUUGGGAUAUUCGAUUGUCUUGUGACAUUGACAAUGAUGGUAAUUCUGCUUUCAUGAUUUUGGAAGAAUGAAGGAAUAUCCAAUGCUCCAUUUAUUUAGAGUAGACUCGCAGUCAUGUAUCUAAUCUAGUUAGCAUUUCUCAUGCCUACUGUACACAUUCGUUUCAAAUAAGGUCAUUGAGAACUGCGCAAGCUUGACGUUGCUUGUUUUCCAAUAUGUUUAAUCACCCUGUUUUACAAAUUCGUCGAACACCUUUGGAUUUCAUGUAUCAAGAUUCAGAAUUUUGAAGCACCAUUUAGGCAACUGUUUAGGUCU
Molecule: messenger RNA, 818 nt
Organism: Cylicocyclus nassatus
Lineage: Eukaryota; Metazoa; Nematoda; Chromadorea; Rhabditida; Strongylidae
Source: the annotation of a GenBank genome assembly